AAGAAUACAGCCAGUCUGUACUCACGCCCGCGCGGAUGAACGGGACGUUCAGCGUCAUGGCGGAAGAAGAUGGAAAGUUGGUUGUAAAAAGACUGAAAAAGGGCGAGGAAAGCAAGAGUAUGAAACAAGUUGAGUUGUCUGAUGAAGAAUUAGCGAAUCUCCCGGUUAAGGAAUUGAACAAUGUUCUCCGUGGUAUGCCAGAAGAUGAUGUGUACAAGCUCAAACAACGGAGACGGACACUAAAAAAUCGUGGCUACGCUCAGAAUAGCAGAACAAAACGCGUACGGCAAAGAGAGGAUCUAGAGGGUGAAAGACAACAACUGAAGAGUGAAUUAGACUCAAUUUGCAAAGAGAAUGAAGACCUGAAACGAGAGAGAGACGAGGCAAGGAGAAAGUACGAUUCGUUGCAAAAACUUUUGACCAACAGAACAAAACAAAUCGCACUACAGACUCAAACUGGAGAGUUGGAUGACCAGAUUGACGUUGUUGGAGUAGAAGAUGGGGAUGGCUCUGCAAAAACUAUGCAAACAAGACAUCGACAUUUCUCAGACAAAUUAGAGUCCCCAGACCGAGAACAAGAUGAUCAAGAUCGCAGUGAAGAAGGAAGCGAUCAAUCGCGAUGAUUCAAGAAUCUACAAGGUACGACUGGUUUGUUUACAAUCGUAUGGAACGCGUGGUCACAUGUCGCGAUGAUGCGCCUGUAAUUUUGGGCCUUUCCAGUGUUGUUGUGUCCAUUAAUUUAGCGUAAGAAUUUAGAAGGGAUAUUGCAGAGGACUAAAGGGAAAAAUAUUAGUAUUUUAGUAGUGAAAAUAUCUUAGUUUAUCUUCUGAUUGUGAUACACAUUUUCACACAUCCGUGGUCACUGACCUGAAAACCAUUCAACUCAGGCUUGCCGAUGUGUUUUACUACUAAAUUACUCUGGAAAAUUGUGACUUAAUUCUCUACUCAAUUCUUUCUUUUUGAAACAUUUUCAAUGUAAAUAUAUAUCUCUGUCUUUCGGAACUGGAGUAAUAGGUAUUUCGAAGUAAGAACUUAGGUAAAAUUACGGUUCGUUCAUUGAAUCAAUGAAAAUAUAUUGUCCUAGCGUCUAGUCAUCAUUACUCGUAACUUGAAGGUAGUCAAGACGAAAAUGUGACGUUUUAUCUUGAAGGUAAUCCAGUACGUUCCUUUGUGAAUGGAAUAUAGUAAGUCUAUAUUCCAAAAGAACGCUAAAAUAAAGAAUGUUAAAUUAUAAA
Actinia tenebrosa (Australian red waratah sea anemone) is the source of this 1235-nucleotide messenger RNA. RefSeq lists its product as uncharacterized. Gene Ontology annotation, biological process: regulation of transcription by RNA polymerase II. The record is from RefSeq and is a predicted model, not a curated record. Gene Ontology annotation, molecular function: RNA polymerase II cis-regulatory region sequence-specific DNA binding; DNA-binding transcription factor activity, RNA polymerase II-specific. NCBI's taxonomy places the organism in Eukaryota, Metazoa, Cnidaria, Anthozoa, Actiniaria, Actiniidae. Gene Ontology annotation, cellular component: nucleus.